AUGUCUUUCUUCAGCAAGAUCGCCAAAGAGUUCGAGGGCCUAGGCCUAGGGGAUGAGAAGAAGGAAAAGAAGGAAAAGUACGAGGAGAAGGUGGAGGAAGUGCCACCUCCACAGUACCAGCAGAAUCAACAGGGCUACCAGCAAAACUAUCAGCACACCCGUGAGGAACACGGGGGAUAUGGUUCCCCAAACCCUUCCGGUGGUCCAUCCUACGGACAGCAUGGAGGCUACGACAGCCCCAGCUCUCCCCCUCCUUCGCAGUAUCCUGCCUCCCCCGCUGUGCCUAAUUAUCAGCCACCCUCUGACAAGCCUCCCUUGCCUAAUGGUUGGAGACCUUUCUUCGACCAGCAGUUCCAGAGAUGGUACUACCUAGAGGAGGCCACUGGACGAACUCAGUGGGAAGCACCCGGCUACCAAGCUUCCUUCCAGGACGGUUCCGACUCUAGAGGAGCAGGAGGCGACCACGGUUAUGAAGCACACGGAGGCGGCUAUGGCUAUCCUCAGGGUGCUUCUUCAGGCCAUGGCGGCGGCGAUGAGGGCCAUCGUGGCGACGGCGAUUACGGAGAGAAGUCCGAGGAGAAGAAGGAUAAGAAGGACAAGAAGGACAAGCAGGACAAGAAGAGUAAUAAGGGUAUGUACUUGGCUGCUGGUGCUGGUCUUGCCGCGGGUGCCGUGGGUGGAGCCUUGCUCUACAAUGCUCUUGACGACAGUGAUAGCGAUAAAGAGGAGCAUCAUCACCAUUACUAUUCUGGUGGAGGUGGUGGUGGUCACAGCCAUUACGAGCACGAAGAGCGGCAUUACGAGCACAGGAGCGGCAGCGACAGAAGCAGCAGUAGCAGCAGCAGCAGCGAGGAGGAGGAGGAAGAGGAAGAGGAGUACUCAGACUAG
Molecule: messenger RNA, 888 nt
Organism: Clonostachys rhizophaga
Lineage: Eukaryota; Fungi; Ascomycota; Sordariomycetes; Hypocreales; Bionectriaceae
Source: the annotation of a GenBank genome assembly